CUGGAAACUCGAAUAAAUCGCUGUUUUCGCACCAUUUGCAGAGACUGGAUACAAGAAUGUCACUUGUUUUGCGAUCCACUCAAAAUCGAUGUAAGUUUUUUCUCAGUUUCAAUUAAUUUUGUGAUUGGGAUUUUACAAUUUUUUGAUCGAUCAAAAUUAUAG
Molecule: messenger RNA, 162 nt
Organism: Dracunculus medinensis (Guinea worm)
Lineage: Eukaryota; Metazoa; Nematoda; Chromadorea; Rhabditida; Dracunculidae
Source: the annotation of a GenBank genome assembly